Messenger RNA from Metarhizium brunneum ARSEF 3297, 1635 nucleotides. RefSeq names its product Quinate permease. Gene Ontology annotation, molecular function: carbohydrate:proton symporter activity. Gene Ontology annotation, biological process: transmembrane transport; carbohydrate transport. Lineage: Eukaryota; Fungi; Ascomycota; Sordariomycetes; Hypocreales; Clavicipitaceae. The record is from RefSeq and is a predicted model, not a curated record. Gene Ontology annotation, cellular component: membrane.
AUGACCUUGCUCGCACUCAAAGAAGAUCGGCCAACGCCUUCUGCCGUCUACAACUGGCGUGUCUACGCAUGUGCCGCUACAGCAUCCUUUGCAUCAUGCAUGAUUGGCUACGACUCGGCCUUCAUCGGGACAACUCUGGCCCUUCCGUCCUUUGUCGAUGAGUUCAAUUUUGCGAGCUACUCCCCGUCGUCGUUGGCGUUGCUUAAACAAAACAUUGUUUCUGUUUAUCAAGCAGGGGCUUUCUUUGGCAGCUUGGGAGCCUAUGCAUCCAGCUAUUUUCUGGGGCGUCGCAAGUCGCUGGUCUUGUUCACCCUGGUCUUCAUCGUUGGAGCAGCGAUGAUGCUGGGUGCGAAUGGUGACCGCGGUACUGGACUCAUAAUUGGCGGCCGGGUCCUCGCUGGCUUCGGGGUUGGCGGUUGCUCAAACAUGACACCAAUUUACAUUUCAGAGCUAUCACCACCCGCAGUGCGAGGUCGUCUGGUCGGCAUUUACGAACUCGGUUGGCAAAUCGGCGGCCUUGUAGGUUUCUGGAUUAACUAUGGUGUUAACACGACAAUGGCUCCGAGCCACUCGCAAUGGCUUAUUCCUUUUGCGGUUCAACUGAUUCCGGCUGGUUUGCUUCUUAUUGGCUGUUUUUUUAUUCCCGAAUCACCUAGAUGGUUAUUUUCCAAGGGCAAACGCGACCAGGCCAUGAAGGUGCUGUGCUGGAUGCGGCAACUCCAGCCCACAGACAUUUACAUUGUCGAAGAAGUCAGUUACAUUGAUGAGGAGACGGAACGGUAUCGCCGAGAGGUUGGCGCCGGGUUUUGGAAGCCAUUCCUGGCCCUCAAACAGAAGCGAACCCAGUGGAGAUUCCUUCUCGGAGCGCUGCUUUUUGUGUUUCAGAACGGCUCGGGCAUCAAUGCCAUCAACUACUAUAGCCCAACAGUUUUCCGUAGCAUUGGAAUCACGGGGACAAACACAAGUUUCCUUACUACCGGCAUCUUUGGUGUCGUUAAAACAGCUCUUACCGUUGUCUGGAUUCUAGUCCUCAUCGACCACAUGGGACGACGCAACCUGCUGAUGGUUGGUGCACUGGGCGGGUCUAUCUGCAUGUGGUUCAUCGGUGCAUAUAUCAAGAUUGCUGGAGCCGAUCCCAAGAGCUCCAGUGGCAAUUUGAGCUCUGGCGGCAUUGCUGCCAUUUUCUUCUUCUACCUCUGGACGGCCUUCUAUACUCCGUCAUGGAAUGGAACUCCGUGGGUCAUCAACUCGGAAAUGUUUGACCAGAAUACGCGAUCUCUUGGGCAGGCGAAUGCAGCUGCCAACAAUUGGUUCUGGAACUUCAUCAUUGCCAGGUUCACUGAGCAAAUGUUCAACGCAUGGGGCUACGGGGUGUAUUUUUUCUUCGCGUCUCUGAUGCUGCUCUCAGUCGUCUUCGUUUUCUUCUGCGUGCCCGAGACAAAGGCGCUGCCUUUGGAGGCCAUGGACCGACUCUUCAGGAUCAAGCCUACUUGGCGCGCAAAUACCAUAUUGAUGGAGGAGCUGCGCGCGGAGGAAGAGAACUUUCGUCACAAUGCGGAUGGUGUCGGGUUAGAGGUGGAAAAGAUUGAAACAGAACAGGUUGAGUCGAGCAGUGGUUCUGUUCCAAAGGUUUGA